Molecule: messenger RNA, 456 nt
Organism: Rhagoletis zephyria (snowberry fruit fly)
Lineage: Eukaryota; Metazoa; Arthropoda; Insecta; Diptera; Tephritidae
Source: RefSeq, a predicted model, not a curated record
AUGUCUCAGACAAGCAGCCAGGAGAGCAAGCCAGCGAAGGAGACAGUCAGCAAGGCGACCACCGGCAAGGCGACAACCGGCAAGGCGACCACCGGCAAAGCGAUGAAGAAGCCCGGCAAGGCCCUGAAGUCGGUUCGCAAGACGGACAUGUCGAAGAAGAAGCGCAAGAGCAAGCGCAAGGAGAGCUUCUCCAUCUACAUCUACAAGGUGCUGAAGCAGGUGCACCCGGACACUGGAGUCAGCUCGAAGGCCAUGUCUAUCAUGAACUCCUUCGUGAAUGACAUCUUCGAGCGCAUCGCCGCCGAAGCGAGCCGCCUUUCGCACUACAACCAGCGCUCCACCAUCACCAGCCGCGAGGUGCAGACCGCCGUCCGCCUGCUGCUGCCCGGUGAGCUGGCCAAGCACGCCGUCUCCGAGGGCACCAAGGCCGUGACCAAGUACACCGCCAGCAAGUAG